AUGGAAGAAGUUUUAAAAGGAUUACCUAAUUGUCUUAAUUUCUUCGAUGAUAUACUAUUAUUUGCAAAAGAUUUUAAUGAAUUACAACAAAUUUUAGAUUUGACUUUGGCCCGAAUUAGACAGUGUGGUCUUAAAUUAAACAAAUCGAAGUGUGUUUUUGCAGCAACGUCAGUGGAAUUUUUAGGGCAUUUAAUUGAUGCCAAGGGUAUACAUAAGUCAAAUAAGCAUAUUGAAUCUGUAUUGAACGCACCGAAACCAAACUCCUUAGAAGACUUGCAGCUAUUUCUAGGUAAAGCCUCAUACUAUAGUGCCUUUAUUCCGGAUCUAGCAACCCGUGAGAGGCCAUUACGAGAUAUUCUAAAAUCAAAGGUAUUUUCAUGGAAUUUAAUCGCGGAUGCUGCUUACAACGAUAUUAAGAAAAUUUUAGUAUCUCCACAAGUUUUAAUAUCAUAUGAUCCAAAACUACCAUUAUUGUUGGCAACGGAUGCUAGUAAAACUGGCUUGGGCGCGGUAUUGUCUCACCGUUUACCUAAUGGCGAAGAACGACCUAUAGCAUACGCAAGUAGAACAAUGAGUGUGACAGAACAACGUUACUCUCAAAUAGAUAAAGAGGCUUUGGCCAUAGUAUGGGCCGUUCAAAAAUUCUUUAAAUAUUUAUAUGCACGGCAUUGGACAUUAAUAACCGAUCACAAGCCACUUACUCAGAUUUUGCACCCUAGUAAAUCGCUUCCAGUUCUUUGUAUUUCUCGUAUGGCAAACUAUGCCGAUUUUUUAAGUAACUUUGACUUCGAGAUAAUAUAUAAACCAUCCAAAGAGAAUAUUAAUGCAGAUUACAUGUCACGUAUUGUUCCAGAUAAUUCAGUAAAGUCACAAUGCAACGAAAAUUAUGUAAUUACUGAAUACGACGAGUUUGAUACUUUUAUUUUCCGACAAAUUAACCAGUUACCCGUUACAGCUGAAAAAAUUGCCAAUGAAACCCGUAAAGAUUCAGUACUUGGAAAAAUAGUUGCAAUAUUAGAGAAAGGACAUUCGUUGGCAAAAUAUGGUUAUACUGCACCAGAAUCGAAUUAUAGACUCUCAGGUAAUUGCUUAAUAUUCGAACACAGAGUUGUAAUUCCACAAAAGUUUCGAAAAGACAUUCUUCAAAAUCUACACGCAGCUCAUUUAGGGAUGGUAAAAAUGAAAGGUAUUGCUCGUUCCUUUGUGUAUUGGCCAAAAAUCGAUGCAGAUAUUGAAGCAGUGGCAAAAGACUGCAACGAUUGUGCAAGAGUAGCAAAUAAACCUAAGAAGUAUACAGAUCAUCACUGGGAAUAUCCCAAAGGUCCUUGGGAACGAGUGCAUAUAGAUUAUGCUGGCCCUUUCGAGGGUAUGAUGUUACUAAUUAUUACAGAUGCCUAUAGCAAAUGGCUGGAUGUGAAAAUAACUAAAUCUAUAACAGCUGAGGCAACAAUUGCAUUAGUCGAUGAAGUUUUUGCAAAUUACGGUGUUCCAGCGAUGGUAGUAUCCGAUAAUGGUACAAAUUUCUCAUCAGAAGAGUUUAACAAAUACUUGACGGCUGUGGGAGUCAGAUAUCAUAAAUACACUGCACCUUAUCAUCCCUCUACUAACGGCCAAGCUGAACGUAGCGUUCAAACAGUAAAAAACGCAUUAAAAGCUAUGUGUACAUCAAAACAAACAUUACAACAAAAUCUCAACGAGUUUUUAAGGCAGUAUAAGAAUGCACCUCAUUCAACAACUGGAGUAUCUCCAGCACAACUUUUUCUAGGCCGUCAAAUUCGCACCCGCUUGAUUUAG
Molecule: messenger RNA, 1794 nt
Organism: Lucilia sericata (common green bottle fly)
Lineage: Eukaryota; Metazoa; Arthropoda; Insecta; Diptera; Calliphoridae
Exons: 1
Coding region: 1-1794 (597 amino acids)
Biological process (GO): DNA integration
Molecular function (GO): nucleic acid binding
Source: RefSeq, a predicted model, not a curated record